GCACUGAAGUGUAUUUUCAGUUGCGCCCCCCGUGGUCAGCCACUCACUGAAAACAUCCCGCUGACAUAAAGGCAGCGCGGAUGAACCGUGGUGGCAGGGGACGCGUGUGUCCGACACAGCGCAGUCCCAUCCACGGGGGGCUCGGUGGACCCCAAAUGGCGGCGUGAGUGAAGGAUGCGCCUCCCCAUCUCCAUCUUUGUGUCGGUGUCCCUGUUCACUGCCGAGACCACAGCCGCGCUGUACCUCAGCUCCACGUACCGCUCCGCAGGGGACAGGAUCUGGCAGGGGCUCACGGUCCUCUUCACGCUCGUGCCCUCCGUGCUCGUGCAGCUCACCCUCACGUUCAUCCACCGAGACCUGAGCCGGGAUAGACCGCUCAUCCUCCUGCUGCACAUUCUGCAGCUGGGACCCAUUGUCAGGUGUCUGGAGGCCUUCUGCAUCUAUGGCAGCGUGGGCCGUGUGGAGGAGCCCUAUGUCAGCAUCACCAGGAAGAAGCAGAUGCCGCGCCGGGGGCAGUCUGAGGAGGUGGAGCGGCAGGUGGGGCAGGCGGAAGGCAAACUGUUCACCCACAGAGCAGCCUUCGCCCGCACCUCUGUCAUCCAGGCUUUCCUCGGAUCUGCACCCCAACUCACUCUUCAGCUCUACAUCUGUGUGUUGCAGCGGGGUGUGUCUAUUGGCAGAGGAACUUUAAUGGUGAUCAGCCUACUGUCUAUAGUAUAUGGAGCACUGCGCUGCAAUAUUCUUGCCAUAAAGAUCAAAUAUGACGACUAUGAAGUGGACGUGCGGCCCUUGGCGUAUAUGUGUAUCUUUCUAUGGAGGAGUUUUGAGAUUGCCACUCGGGUGGUGGUGCUGGUGCUGUUCAGCUCUGUACUGCAGCUCUGGGUGCUGCCCGUGGUUUUGCUCAACUUCCUGGUUUUCUUCCUCUACCCUUGGAUCCUGUUCUGGUGGAGCCACUCUCCUUUCCCUGAGAAUAUCGAGAAAACUCUGUCCAGAGUAGGAACCACCAUCGUGCUUUGUCUGCUCACCUUCCUCUACGCAGGUAUCAACAUGUUCUGUUGGUCUGCAGUGCAGGUUAAACUGUGCGACCCAGACCUCAUCAACAAAUCACAGAACUGGUAUCGCAUGGCUGUCUACUACAUGCUGCGCUUUGUGGAGAAUGCUUCAUUGCUGCUGCUGUGGUACAUCUUCAGAACAGACUUCUACAAUGACAUCUGCGCUCCACUGCUGGUGCUACAGCUGCUUGUAGCAUACGCCAUUGGGAUCUUCUUCAUGCUCGUCUUUUAUCAGUUCUGCCACCCGUGCCGAAGACUCUUCUCCUCCAGUAUGAGCCAGGGCCUUUGGGACUGCUCCUCUGUGCUCUGUGUCAUGUGCGACACGACUCCAUCACCCAUUAGGACCACAGGUAAAGCUGCCCUCCAGCCCCCCAGCUCUGAUUGCAAAGAGCCCCCCAGUGACCGGGCCAGUGACACGUAUGAAGAUAUGCCGAAUGAUACAACCUAUGAUAUUCUCAACGACACCAUCUAUGACUGUCCUAGUGACAUGGCCGUUAUCACAGACACAGGGGUCAAUGGCGAUGCUGGCUACAAUGAGCCCUGCAAUGCAUGAAUACUUUAGUUAUUUACCAGCACUAAGCACAUUUAAACUACAGAAUAAAAGCACCACUUUGAACAAUGCAAGAAAAAUACAAGAAUGGAUAUAUUUCCAAAUACAGAUCACUGCAGAACGAAAUGGCACAGAUUAAGAUAAUAGUUUUUCAAAACUCUGCAAUUUACCUUGCAUACAUUUUGGAUUUACUUGCACUGCCCACCACUCAUUCAGUUCCUUUAUCUGCUUUAACAUAAAGCAUGGCUGAUGUAAAAUUAGUAAAACUAUUUUUAGGUUGUUUUAUAGUGAAAAAUUGAACCAUGCAUCUUAAACUCUUAAGUGCCACGUGGAUCACAGAGUCUACUCUUAACAUCAUCUCCAUAUUAGAAGCCAUAUUAUACUUUUUCCAUCUGAUCCUGGAAAGAGAAAGUGUGUCCUUAACUAGUUUGUUUACUAGCUACGGCUGAACAAGUGCAGAGUUAAGGUUAACAGACUUGAAUCAUUUUGCGAAUUAAAAGCUUGGGGUCAGUACACACUGUACUUUUAUGCUGCAUUAUUAAAAUCACAGUGAGCCACAAGUUCAAGCUGAUCGUAUUAUCUAUUAAGCAUGGAGGUGUGCAUGUGUGGAACAAAGUGAACUGGAGUGAAUAGUAUUUAAUGCCAGUGGCUGCAAACAAUCAGCUUUUGAAGAAAAUGUCUAAAUAAUAGCUUUAUCAUUACAAUGUGCUGCUUCUAUGGUGUAAUUUUGCUGAAUGAGAAUUUUAACUUGAUGUUCUAUGUAAUAUGCCUGUACAGUCAACACCAAACAUUUUUGUGUGAAGCAUGUGGACAACUCACCCAUUUUUUGCACGUCUAGAUGGAAAUGUGUACUCAUAAAUGUAAUGUUUUUAUGUGUGCCAUUGGUCUUAACACAACUGCACAUGUCUGAUGCCUCAGCUAACCUUUAACUGCAGUGUGUGUGAGAGGCAUUCUUUAACAAAUGUAAAUUCGAAGGUUCUGAUGUUUGUUAACAAAGAAAAAAAAAAAGCCACAAGAAAACGUAUUGCACACGUAUUUCUCAUUUAUAAAAACAUUUAAAAUAACGCAAAAAUAAAUUUAUAUUUAUAUCAGCAAAAUGUGUCGAUCCUUGCUAAAAAUCAAUGAUUCAACAUAUCCUGUCACCCAAAACGCCAAGUAAAAUAACCUUAAUAUUACUUUUUCUAGGACUAUAACUUUUUGUGGUGGUGGGUCUGCCAACUGCUUGUCUCCAUGGAGAAGAUUGAUUCCUUUGUACUGUUUAUCAUUAAUUAUCACAUCAAUUUAUCAUUUGUUUCAGGCCAGGCGUUUUUAUUGCUCAAAUACCUGCCUGGGAGAAAUAUACAUUCUACUCUAAAGAGACUUACCUCUCCACAGAUCUGACUUGUAACUUAACACAGGUUUUGUUACCUGCUUGUUGCAUAAUGAUGCAUAAUGUUUGGACCAUUUUGUGCAAAGCAAUAACCUCUCCAUGGAGACAAACUGGAGGAAUACCCUUCACCACUACAGUUGAGCAGUUUAAAGGUGCACUGCGUAACUUAAUACGACCUAAAUGUGAUCUGUUUAUGCCCUUCAUUCAGUUUGGUCAAUAAAAAAAAAACUACAGACUGUGUCAUUAAGGCUAGUUUCUCCUGUCAUCUAGUGGUAAAAAAAAAUGUUUCAUGCAGUAUGGACGAGUGUUGCUUACACUUUUUAUUAAGUGCCGUGGUCCCACAAUAAAUUAACAUUUUACAGUUUUGCCAAAACCCUUCAAAUAUUAACAUUUAAAUACAGAAAAUGGGAAUUUGCAUCUAAACAAUAAACUUUUUCAUUCAAUUAUUUCAGUCAGCCAAACUUAAACUGCUACUACUCAAGUCAAAAAGCCAACCUACCCAAUCUUCUUUUCUUGAAUGAAACGGCAAUGAUUUGGUCAGAACUAUCACUGACUGAUCAGUCCACUCUUGAGCUUACAAAGAAGUUUUUGAAUAGUCUCUUUAUGUUGUCUUUUGUCUUCUCCACAACAGUUUGUAAAAGGGUGCUUGUUAUUUCUGAGCCUUUUUUAAAUUCUAGCUUCAGGCAAAAUAAAACUUG
Periophthalmus magnuspinnatus is the source of this 3669-nucleotide messenger RNA. RefSeq names its product X-linked Kx blood group (McLeod syndrome) (gene xk). NCBI's taxonomy places the organism in Eukaryota, Metazoa, Chordata, Actinopteri, Gobiiformes, Gobiidae. Gene Ontology annotation, cellular component: membrane. The transcript is spliced from 3 exons. The record is from RefSeq and is a predicted model, not a curated record. The coding region runs from base 175 to 1605 and encodes 476 amino acids.